Durusdinium trenchii is the source of this 6826-nucleotide messenger RNA. The record is from the annotation of a GenBank genome assembly. Lineage: Eukaryota; Dinophyceae; Suessiales; Symbiodiniaceae.
CUCAAUGCUGCCAGCUGGACACCUUUGGCCAUGGCAGCCUUUGAAGCUGAAACCUUUGAGGACUUGCACAGACUUGUCGCACAGCUGAUCAGUGGGCAUCAUGUACCAGAACAAGAGGCCUUUGAGCAGUUUCGAAGAUGCAAAGAUGCUUUGUCCAAGCCCUUUACCUUUCGAUGCCGGGAGGACACCAUGGACCUGCCAAGCCUGGCCAGAUACGCCAUGGCGGAAAGGCCCAGACUGGCGACAGAGCCUUUGGUGAAGAUUGUGGAUGAGGUCAGUCGAACACUCCGAUUGCACCAGAGCGAUUGCUGCGCGCUAGUGGAGCGAGCCUUAGGUUUGGGUGUUGGACUACAGGAGGUGUCUCGCAAAUGUGCGGCGAUCUACUACCGCGAAUGCCAUUUCCAGGCACUGUGCCUGCACGACAUGAGUCAGGGAUUGGCUCGUCAUGCUCCCCAGAGGACGAGCGUGGCUUUCUUUGGUCUCCUAGGAGGAAAGCGGUGUAUUGCUGGUCUCUUCGAAGCUCUUGGCUUGCUCCUGCGCGACCUGACGGGAGAGCGAGCUGGAGAUCAGGUGUUUUUGCUACAUGCUGGAACAAUGAUCCAGCUUCUCGUGGAGACCCUGCUGGCGUACUUUACCGCUUUCCAGGCGACUCUGGAGGAGGCGGAGCUAGUGCUCUCUUUGCUUCCUCAUGUGGUGACUUCACAGCAUGCUCCGAUUGGGCAAGGUUUCACGGUGUCUGACCUGGACCUGGUCCUACGCGAGGAGCACAAUGACGUAAGCAUCAAGCUUUGCUUGGUGCUGAUCUGCAUGUGCUACACACAGGGUGAAUUGAAGCUCGACCCAGCCAAGCUGCGGGAGGAUGUGCUCCCUUCGAAGAUUCGGCUGCAGGAACUCUCUGCGACCGACGGGAACCUGCUUUCCGGAUCCUUUGGUCAGAAGCUGCGAGCAGGUAGCUAUUGGAAUGAAGAAAGCCAGCUAGGCCAAUUUCUUUGCUUUGCCAUCAGCGGCGUCCUUCUGGAAGAUGAUCAUGCGCUUCGGGGAGGAUACGUUCGAUGGCACAUUUUCCACUUUUUGCUGCAAGAGGUUCUGAUGUCAGGUGUUGCUGUGCCAGACACGUGCUCUGGUGCGCUGGUGUUGCGCUGCCUGAAUGAGCUUCUGCAGCGGGCCUUGCUUCCUGUGGGAAGACGCUGGACGGCGAUCAAGAAGCUUGAAGCGCAAGCUGUGUCAAUGCGCUUGCUUGCCGCAGAUUCUUUACAGAUCUCUGCGCUCCAAGUGCUGAAUCGCUUGUGCCGGGUUCAUCCUCAAGCCUGCGAAGCCUUCCGCGACGUGGCGUUACAAUGCACGGAUUCGUUUCAUUUGUCACACCGUCAAUCCUCGGGAGCCUUCAACCCGUGGAGCUCUGGUGCUGAGGGAGAUCGUGGCUUCAAUGUCCUGGCCCCGACCGGAGGAAAUGGCAAUGCCUUCAAUGUCUUGGCCCCUGGGGGAUCACUUCAGGACUCCAGGGUUCCUGGUGCUGGACGCCAUGAUAACACAAUGCUCUAUGCGGAGAUUCUGGACCUGGUGGCGACCAUUUGCUCUCGAGGGUCUUUGCAAAACGCAAGCCUCGUGUGCCAAAAGAUUCUGUCACACAGCAACCAGUGGUUCAACUGGAGCUUUGUCUUGGAUGCCCUCAUGCAGCAGGCGCGAGCGCCACCCCCGCAUGGGGGAUCUUCCUUCUCUGCUUCUGAUGCAGUGACCCUUGCACUUUGUCGAUUGGUUUCGGGUGCCUGUGGAAGCAGACUCCUCGUUGUCCAGCCAACAGUGCAGCCGAUCGCUCAAAGCCUCAACUCAGGCAUGGCCUCAUCGAUGGGCGAUCCAUGGGGACGUGCGGAAAAUAUUGGAAACCUCUUGGUUGAGCUGCUCACAACACACCCGGAACCUUCCAUUAAAGCUGCAUGCCUUGGAGCGCUCGGAAACUUGGAUUUGCCGCCCCCGCAAGUGAGCAGGAUGAUCCUAUCCUCAGUUCUGGCAGCAGUGCCAAGCCUGGUGCCCUUCCUAGAGCAGCCCAAAGCCUGCGACGGGGCGGUAGCAAUUGAAUUGCUCGCCUGCACCCUCCGAUUUCUACAGGCGGUGCCCAUCAACAAAGGCCGCUAUGCCUUGGACUUGCAGCCCUUCACACAUGUGGUGAUACACCAGGUGCUAUUGAAGACUUUGGCCGAGCCAUCUGCUUUCAGCAGUGCUCGGUAUUGGCGACUGGCAGCUUUGACUCUGCGAUGGCUACGGCUUGUACUGCGAGGACCUUUGCCGAUGAGUAGCUCUGCGGCCUUGAACACCUUGAUUGUGAGGCCCUACAGCGACAGCGAGGCGACGGCCGCCGAAGUCUAUGGGCGAUGUGCUGCAGGAAAUGCCACGGCAUAUGCCUUUCGGUGCCUUCUGAGCCUGGACUCUCCAGUGUUUGCCCGCGUGCUGAAUCUGACCCUUCUGCAGGGCCGCAGCGUCGAUGGGCUGGCAAAUCGACGAAAGGGAGGUGCAGCGUAUCCCUACAUGGAACAGUGUGCUCUCUAUGGCUUGGAUGUAGUCCGACUCCUUCUGCAGCGGGAUAUCGUCUUCUCCCGGUUGCAUGCGCAGCAUGCAUCUGAACGAGCCGGCAGUUGGGGCACUGCAAGCCUUCAGGAUGGACCUGUCUUGCCAACUCACCGACUUCUGUUGGCAGAGUUUGCAUUUACAUAUCCACCUCCUGAUAUUGGCGCAGGCCGCGGCAAUUCGUACAGCAGCUACAACCCCUUCUGGUCACAUAGGCCACGCAUGGAGACGGAAGCGUUCGAUGCUCAAAGUGGACAUCGCCACAACCCGAGCUACCUGGCCUUACUCUCGGAGUUUCUUUGUGCACGUCUACAUCAUGGAGUUGGUCGAUUGGCACUUUAUGUCUUCAUGCAAUGCGCUUUCCGUGAGCCGCAGAGGGUGUUGCGACUGCUUCAGCUGGAGCCAUGGCGACUGCAAGCCAUCAGUACAGCGAUACAUGACAAGAUCGUGCAGCUGGAUACCGAGGAGGCCACCGAAGAAGUAGGAGCUGCAGCAAAGUCUCAAGGAACCACUUGGGACAAGCACAGUGAAGCAUGCUUCGCUCAUGAGGCGAUGGAGAUCGAUGCGUCCCCAGACGGCCUCAGCCAUUUGGACAUGGCUUCCUUUGAGACCUCCUUGCCAAUCUGCCGUUCAGUUGACCUCUUGCAACAGCUGGCGGAGGAUUCCGUGGUUCAGGCCGCGGACAUGGCCGUUUGGGCCCGUGGAUCCUCGGCGGAAGGAUCGGAUGCCGGCGUGGCCACCUUGCGGGGCUGUGCCUCCUCCGACUCAGCCACCUUCAGAGCUGCAUACUUGAGAGGCUUUGACAUUCCCACGGAUUGGCUCUCAGCGGGUGCUGCUGCCAUGAUGGCCACGCUGAAUGACGAGCACAUGGUGCAGCUGCCAUUUGCAGCUUUGGCUACUGAAUCCAGCCGCUUGUUGACAUUGCGCUUAUUUGUCCUGUUGCUGGGAGAUACCACUGAUGAAAGCUCUGGAGCAGCACGACAGCUAGCACAACUUCUUCUAGGCCUGGAUCCUGCUGGACGAUCUUUGGCUGGAUCGGUCGACAUGGACCCCAGCAGAAGCGGAAAUCCUGCUGUUUUGGAUGCUUUGAUGCUCUUGCUCGAGAACCCACCGAGCCUGCCGGCCUCCAUGGACAGCGGUGGUCCCAGGCCUUCAAGCAGCAAGGCUUUGCAGCCGCAGAGUGCAACGCCAGAGAUUCAGCAGGCCAUCCAGAACCACACAGCCUAUGAAGCUUCCCUGUCUAUCGUCCUGAGCCUUUUUGCCAUACCAGCCUUGCGAGAUGUUGUUCUUCGUUAUGUGUGCCAUGCAUGGGCAUCACGAUACAAGGUACUGAAAAACCUCCUAGCUGUACCGUGGUCAUCGCUGUCCACGAUGCUUCGGCGGAUCUUGCUCUCAGAGGCAGCCCUCAUUCUGCAGGUCUGUUCCUGGGAGAUGCGAUUGGUGUGGCCUGCUGGACGACCUCCAAACAAACAGCUGGAGAGAGCAGAUCUUGUUGGACAACAGCUUCUGGACUUGAAGAUGAACGUCUCAGAGCAUUUGCAGGAGGUGGUCUCAGACUUGGUCUCUUCCCAAGACGCAGGCUGGUCGGCGCACACAGCCACGCCUUACUUGGUUGGCACAGCUCUGCGGCUGGCAGAUGCUUGUGAUGUGAUCGAUGCGGUGGUCGGUUCUGCAGCUCUGCAGGGAUCACUUCUAUUUGGUCGGGAUUCAAUGCAGGAACAUCUGAGAGCUUCCACAUGUCAGUGUAUGGCGCCGGACAAAGAUGGUGGUGGCCUCACGCGGAGCUUGGAGCUACAGGAUCCCUUUGUCUUGCUGCACUUGUCGGGUUUGAGCUUCCAACUCUCCGCCACCGAAUCCGAAGGUGAUCGCUCCAGAUUCACAGAGGAUUUGCAGCAGCUGGGAUCCAGAAAUGAAUAUGCUUGUAUUGCCUUCUACACAGAGCAAGCUUGCAAAUCUUUGGCGACCUUCGCCUCAGCAGCGCUUUGCCAUUUGGUUGGGCGGCCACCAGCGAUGGGGAACGCUUCCUCUGCAAGCGACUGCCGGGCACAGGCUGCUCGAGCGCACUUGGAAGCACUGCUUCCUGCAAUCGCAGCAGAAGAAUCUGGAGCAGAAGCGCCGCGAAGACUAGAGCUUCUGUCAGGCCUGGCAACAGCUUUUUUGGCCGCCAUGUUGGAGCGAUCAGAGGCUCCGCCAUUGGCUUUCGUACGACGGGUCUACGGGUUGCUCAGUGGAGCUCUGAUGCGGCCGGCCGUCUCCCGCGAGUCACGCAGGAAUUUGGAGGAGGCGACGCUACUUCUUUUGCAGCGCAUGUUGCCUGAUCCAGCAAUGGAAGCUGCACAAGGUUUGCAACCAGCAGAGCUGGAGCUGCAGGACCUGGAAGACCUUGCAAAGUUGUUGACCUCAUUGAUGGCUGCUGCUGUCGCUGAGGUGGAGACCGUGGAGGAAAGCGCCCAGGGAGUUGCUCUGCCACUCAUGUGUGCGCUCAUGACCCGAGUUCCAGCCACCCAACGUUCAAGAGUUUUUUCGGGUCGGCUUUGGCAGCAACUCACUGAGAUUAUUGGAGCACAAAGAGAGUCACAUGCAAGAUUUCAAAGUGCAGCACUUGCCACCAUUCUUUGUCAAGCACCUGAAUCAGCCAGUGCUUUCUUUGAAGCUGCAGGGUUUUCCGCACUACUGCGUCCGGAGAUGCUGCAAAACUGUCGCUUGCGACUUGCCCCAGCAGGGUUACAUACCUUGGACACCACGCAUCCAGCAGCUUUGGUGUCUAUCAUGCAAGUCCUUGUUUCCAUGUUGGGCGUCCUACCAACUCAUGCUUUGAUUCUUCAAAGCACUCUGCAAUGGCUUGAAAAGAACCUACAGCCUUUGCUGGAUGUUUUACAAUGGGUGACUCGUUUACCUGUGACACUGUCUGCAGAACCCCGACGUGGACAUGUUUCAGCGUUGUCCUUGGUGUCUGCUUUGGCGGCACGGAGUGGUGGGAGUGUGGGUCGCUCUGGACCUGAUGCCAUGUUGGUUUUUUGCAGAUCAGCAGAGGACGGUCAGUCAGUUGAGGAUUCAUGCGUCGAUGGGCUGGCCCACUCCCUGAGUGGUCGUCAUCCGAUGGAAAAAGCAUCUGCAGACGGUCAGUACGAAGAAGUUGCACUGUGCUAUAGGUGUGUCUCCCUUUUCACCGAGCUGUGGUCAUUGCUGCACGCGUCCAUUGCUGCGAGGGUGAAGAGCACAAUUGGCCAAGCCACUCCAGAUGCUUACUACACCAGGCUUCAGCAGCUGGAAGGCAUGGUUCAUCCAGCUCUGCCAGGGCUGACCACUCAAAUGGUCAGUGCAUGCGUCACACACCAAGAUGACAUGUCUGACUCCACCACGACUCUGCCAGAACGGAUGCACCCCUCUGAGCCGACAAGGCUGAAGAUUUGCUCCAAUGUUCUCCAAGUGUGGAGACACGAUGGUCUCACGCGACGGAUCAAAGCCCUGGCAUACAAAGGGCCACAGGGCAUUCAAGGGAUGCAAGGCCUCCAAGCACCAGGCAGUUCUCCUCCCAUCUCUAGCUUUGAUGUGAGUAGAUUACCUGGUGUGUCGCAAGAGGUGGUUGCAGAGACGAGAGUUCGAGCUGGAGUCUUGUGUGCUGUCUUUGUUUUUGCUGCUUCAAGCUUGCUAAGUUUGAGGUUCACAGAUGGUGAUGCAAGUGCAAAGGAGAGUGUAGGGAGAAUGAGCGAAACUUAUCAGGGCCACCAGUUACACUUCGAUGGAACUGAAAAGAGAUUUCGCCACUUGCUCUUUAUCCUGGAAACUUCGCUUCACUUGCUUUGUCUUCACUUCACGCUGCUGACGACUGCGGCCGAAUUGGAAGGCACUGGCAGCAAACAUCAGGGACCAUCCUUGUCCGCUGGCAUACCUCGACUCGCGAUGGUGGGCCAAUAUUUACGCUUGGUCAUUGAGUUUGCUUCAGCAUCAGGAGGCUCAGUGGCUUUGUCACACGAGGCGCCGCUUCCUGGAGGCGCCGCACGGCCCGGGCCCCGCGGUCUGGAGACAGUCGUUGCGACAUCCAACCUUUUCUUUGCAGCCAAUGUAGCCUCGACAGCCGAAAAGCUGGUUGCCCAGUUGCAGCUGCAGCAAGGUGGAUUAUAAAAGGCGACGUGUGUGUUCCGCGCGGCCGGCCUGUUCCACGAAAGCGCGGCCUUUUCCAAAAACAGAGUCACCGUGUCACCUGCGAGUCCAACGAGUUCUUUUGGGAGAUGGUUUCGCUCUUGCACCUGCCAUUGGCUCC